AUGGUUUUAAAGGAUGCACUAGACAAAGACAGCCUCUUCUCCCCUUUUCAGUUGCUCCUGGUUUUCCUUAUCUCUACUCCCCUUACUCUUUGUUCCACUCACAACUUCAUACAGAUCUUCACAGGUGCUGUGCCACCACACCACUGCCGUUCCAACUUCACUCAGAGAAGGUCCAACCAGACAGAUCUAUGCACUCGUUACAUCUCACCACUUUCUAAUGAGACGGAACCUUGUGGGGAGAAUGGCUGGGAAUAUGAUCACAGUGUAUAUUCAUCAACAAUCAUUAGCGAGUGGGACUUGGUAUGUCAGUGGGAGUUUCUAAAAGAAAUGGCUCAGUCAAUUUACAUGGCUGGGGUCCUGGUGGGGGCGAUCAUGUAUGGAACUUUAGCAGACAGGUUCGGACGAAGAAUUGUUCUCCUCUGCUGUGUCUUGCAGGUGGCUACGAUGGGAACAGGAACUGCACUUUCUCCCAACUUUUCCUUUUACUGUGUUUUUCGUUUCCUGACCGGUAUGGGGAUGUGCGGCUUUGUCAUUAACGGUCUUGGCCUCACCAUGGAAUGGAUUCCUAUGAGAUAUCGCCCAACAGUAUCAAUGGUGCAGGGGUACUGCCUAACUGCCGGUCAGAUUAUUCUAGGAGGGGUGGCAUAUGCCUGCAGAGACUGGCGCUGGCUGCAGAUGGCACUGUCUCUGCCCUUCUUCAUUUUUUUUGUCCUCGUUUGGUGGGUGCCAGAAUCUUAUCGCUGGCUUGUACUUACUAAUCGUUCACAGAAGGCUCUUACUAACCUUAACCGUGUGGCCAAAAUCAAUGGGAAGAAAAUUGGCAGCGAUAUCACCCUAGAGAUGUUGCAGUUGGAAUCCCAAAAUGAAACAUCAACAAAAACCUCAAGAUAUACCCCGCUGGACCUCUUCCGUACUCCUGCAAUGCGCAGAAUAACCUUGAGCCUCACUCUGAUCUGGUUUUCCAGUAGUUUCUGUUUUUUUGCCCUUGCAAUGGAUGUCCAGCGCUUUGGCUUCAGUAUAUACCUGGUGCAGGUGAUAUUUGGUUGCACAGAGCUUCCUCUCCGAAUAAUAAGUACAAUUACCGCUUCAUACAUUGGAAGAAGAUUUACGGUCUCCUUUCUCCUUAUACUUUCUGGGGUGCUCAUUCUACUCAGCCUGGCACUGCCUCCAGACAGGAUGAUCCUACAACUAUCGUUUACAGCUCUUGCUAAGGGAUGUCUUGGUUCUUCCAUUGUGUGUGCUUAUCUAUACACAGCAGAACUCUUCCCAACGCUAUUACGACAAACUGGAAUUGGAUUCACUAAUAUGAUGAUGAGGCUUGGAGCAGUAAUCACACCAUUGGUCAUAGUGACCAAAGCAUAUAUGCCAUCUCUUCCUACGAUCAUUUUUGGGGUGUUGCCCAUCUUCUGUGGAGUUCCCAUUCUUUGGCUGCCAGAGACUCUCAACUGCCCACUAACGGACACAAUAGAGGAAGUAGAGACAAGAUCACGAGAGCUUAAUGGCAUUUUACACUCGUCAGAUACCAAUCUUAUUCGUACAAAGAACACAAUUGCUGGAGUAUUCCUAGGAGGAGUAUUUGUCUAUCACUUACUAGCACUUGUAACAAUUUCUCUAAACCCUCCGUUGUCAGUUCCAACAGCUGAUCAGAGACGCCGUCUCUGUGAAAUCGGAAAAAACGUUGCCACUCUAUGUUUUAUUUCUGCUUCUAGGAAUCAACGACAUUUUCUGCUUCUGCUUCUAGGAAUCAACGACAUUUUCACAGCCGGAUUGUACAGAGGAUUUCCCGGAUAA
Molecule: messenger RNA, 1791 nt
Organism: Bombina bombina (fire-bellied toad)
Lineage: Eukaryota; Metazoa; Chordata; Amphibia; Anura; Bombinatoridae
Product: organic anion transporter 3-like
Exons: 12
Coding region: 1-1791 (596 amino acids)
Biological process (GO): transmembrane transport
Molecular function (GO): transmembrane transporter activity
Source: RefSeq, a predicted model, not a curated record